This is a messenger RNA of Adineta ricciae, 957 nucleotides long. Lineage: Eukaryota; Metazoa; Rotifera; Eurotatoria; Adinetida; Adinetidae. The record is from the annotation of a GenBank genome assembly.
AUGAAGAACCUAUUCACUAAGUCUCUAUCUGGUAACGAUGCAGAAUACUCACACGAUGGUGGUGUAAUUGCGUCGAUUUUCCUUGCCCUACUAUCUUUUAUUUUUACUUGCUGCAUAAAUGGAUUCGCGUCGACUGGACCGAACAAGAUCUUCAGACAGUCAACUGCACGGAUUAGUGAUGAAAAUCCAACGGAAUUCACGCCAGCUGGUCCGACAUUUUCUCUCUGGGGUUUGAUCUAUUCUUGGCAGUUGGCUUUUCUCGUGUAUUCGAUUGUUAAUAUCUGGCGAACGACUAGUAUCGGUUAUUUGUACAUUCAUCCUUAUACAUUGCAUGUAGCUAUUUUCGUUCUCUUCAUUGUCAACAUGCUUCUCAACGCCUUGUGGUUAUUUCUCUGGGAUCGAGUGAAAUUCGGAUUGUCGACUAUUGUAAUUUAUGUCAUGCUAGCCACAAUAGUAGCUGCAACAGUAUUGGAUCAUGUUUUUCUUUGGAACAAUCGCUGGGAUUAUAUUCAAUUGGAUAAAACAAGUGAUAUUUGGAUAAUGCGUUUUAUCGUUUUAAAUGGUCAUGCAGUUUAUUCAGCUUGGUUACUUGUUGCUGCAUCACUGAAUUUUACAAUAUGGUUAAAGAAGAAACUUCCACUGAACGUUGAAGGAUGGGCGACAACAAUAUCGUUGAUCUUUGUAACCAUUGGCAUUUGUGUCUAUUGGAUUUUGGAAAAUUUCGUCUUUCCUUCUCAAAUGGCUUAUACUUGGUCUCCAUGGUUAGUUUGGUUGGUUGCCUUGACCGGCAUUCUCGCAAAACAUUGGCGAUUAUUGAAAGAGAAAUCUCUCAAUCAGAUCUUAAUUGUCAUCAUAUCUGUUCUGUGUGUGAUUUUGUUUUUUGUGAAGAUUAUUCUAUUUGCUGUGAGAUACACUCGACAAGAAAUACCAACAGGUGAUCAUCCUGCUGGAUAUUGA